Molecule: messenger RNA, 20957 nt
Organism: Porites evermanni
Lineage: Eukaryota; Metazoa; Cnidaria; Anthozoa; Scleractinia; Poritidae
Source: the annotation of a GenBank genome assembly
AGGAAAAAUUUCACUUGAUGGUUUAUAAUCUUUGACUUCAUAGACGGCAGCACUCGACCUUUGACAAUCUUCACAGGUGAGUUUAGCUAAAAUCAUAUUAUGUAAAUAAACAACAAUGGGACACCAAAACGAGGGCAGGUGGCAGAAUGCUUCAUGCGUAGCGUCUAAAAAUCAGAGCUAAAUAGUGUGAGAAUUUUUUCUCACCUGAUAGAACAAACAAGGAAAAUAUUUCCAACAUAGUAUUUGAGGUCGGUAAAGCAUAUGUAAUGAGCUGUAAUUUUUUGUAAACCUCCUAACCACAAUAUGGGGUCCAGGUAGGUCGAUUGCUCUAUUUAUUUUGUCACAGAGAGUUAUAAACAAAUGUCAUUUAUUCCUUAAUAGGCUGUUUGAAAUUAUCGGCCAGACAAAACUUCAAAGCUUUCAUUUAAUGGGUAACGAGCACGUCAUAAUUAAGUGAAAGGGAGAAAUCCUCCUCGCUAUAUAGCACUAUAUGUGUUAAUUAGUCGACGUAGUGAUUUAGACUAACAUAUCGAAUCGAUAAAUAUUAAGCAUUAUUGGUCUUCUUGGGUCCUGGAAGCAGAAGUUUAAUUUUAUCCCGGUCGCUUUAGCAUGAAGUUGAGAAACAUGGCGAUUAUGGCUUAGAACAGGAGAUUUGACAUUUGAAGUGAAUGGUCAACAGCUCAAUGGUGUUGUGGUCAUUAGGACAUUUUCUAAUCGAUAUCAUAAACGUAAGCUUUUACUUACUCACUUUUUGCCUUUGAUCCAGAUUGUUGCUAUGGAUUUAUUCCGUGUGUAUGGUGCUACUUUCAGCUUCUACAGAUAUUGCAAAAGGUGGGCGUGUCUAAAAAUGAACUAUAACGAUAAAAUUCGGUUUUUUUUUACGUUCUGUCAAUUAUUGAAGUAAAAGAGAUAGGUGUUGGGUCAUUAAUUUGAUUUUUUAGCAUCCUAUGUACAGAAUAUGUGAUUAAAAUCGUGUAACCUAUCGCCGUGUUGUGUCAUGACAAAUAAUUAGUCAAAAUUAUCGAAUGAGUCUCUGACAAUUUGUUUUAACCCUGGACCGAGCGGAUGCCCCUAGUCAGACAAAAAAUACCCGUUUCAAGAUCCAUUGAUAAAGACGGAUACAAUCAGUCAAUAUCACAACUUUAAUCAAAGUAGACACCGUUCUGUUUUUCACAUCAUUGAGAUCAUCUAUCUGACAAGGAUUCUGGGGCGGAUAUCCCGUCGGAGACGGAUGAUACGUCUCUUGUGUGAAAACGGCUUUUUUUUAAGGAAAGAAAGACUUGUUAAUAUCUGGCAUCAUAAAACUAACUAAACUUUAGCUACCUUUAGAGGUCUUGAAAAUGCCGAUAUUCACACCCAAGUGCAUAUACGAUGUAACUGACUAGAAACGCAGGCAAUGAUAGUACUCGAUUGCCCUAAUUUUAUUGUUGACUAAAAUGUUUAACGCCGUAAACUAUAGGUAACUGCAAAGAUUUCGACUUUGAGAAUGGCGCUGCAACACUAUCUGAAUGGACCAAAACUGGACACGCAUUCGAUGGCCAACCUACAUAUGGAGACAAUGCCCGCAUACGUGAUCCCAGAAUCAACACUAACGUCCAAGGCGACUGGUGGAUAGGCACCUUUGAGAACAGGUCUAAUCCUGAAGAAGAUGGAGGAUAUAUGGCAGGCGAUUACCCAGUGGGGACGCUGACGUCUCCAAAAUUCCGUAUCAUUGGUCCAAAAAUGUCCUUUCUUCUUGGCGGAGGCUGUGAUGUGGGGCAAAUUCGGGUUGAGCUGCUCGUAAAUGGUCAGGUUGUGCGCGAGGCUUUCGCUGACGAAUGUCGUGAACACAUGAGAAGAAGAGAAUGGGAUGUGCGACAGUUUAAAAACCAGUUUGGUCAAAUACGUUUGGUUGAUGCAUCAAGAAAGGGACACAUAAAUUUUGACGACUUGUGGGGAGAUUUUUCUUGCACUGGUGAGUGAGACAGGUUGUUUUAUUUACAAAACGAAUUUAUUGAUAGCAAUUUUCAGUCCCACAAAUAUAAUGAUUGAUCUUUAAUACAACUAUUUUAACCUUAAGUCCUUAACCAUGCAAAAAUCGACUUCGACCAGCACCACCCCUAUUGCCGAAUAUACUGAAAAAGAGUAACGUCAAAGUUUGGAACCUCAUCCCAUAAGUUUUGAACCUUUCAACAGUGUAUUUGUAUAUGAGAUCAAAUGUUGAGGAGAGAAAUUGGGGAUAAUCUCACGCGCUUUUUAUCCAAAAUUCUGAUAAUUUUCCGCACUUUUUGGUCUUUAGCCUUUAAUUUAGGGCACAAAGUACGCACACAGUCAUGUUUUUUUAACUUAUUUUUUCUCCUCGAAAACUCCAAGCACUGAAAAGUUUAGAACAUAAAUUUCGGCUUAAGCUCACAAGUUUCUGAUUUUGUCGACACAAUACCUGUUAGAAUCCUUGUUGAAGUGUUCUUUCGUGUGUUUAGGUUUUACUAAAGCUUCCUUUUAAUGCCCUGACAUCUUUAUUCUUAACAUUUCAAAACUUCGACGACAUCUUGGCACUGAGACGUACGGAACAUUGCCAUGGCAAUUUUGCAAUUUGACAUGUGAACCGGCAUAAAUUCAAGCUGAAAUUUCGCGCUAAAAUAAAAGGCGUAAUUUGUGACCCAUGAUAUUAUGGAUUAUAUAACCUGAUAGGAGAAAUUUGAUUGCCUCAAGUUUUCUUACUGGCUUGUGGACUUGGCCCAGGAGCCGGGCCGUCCCCCACACUCCCUUUCAAAGAUACGUGGCUCGUGAAAAUUAGUUUGAAGUGUUUUCUUGUCCAGCUUGUGCUUGGCAUACACCUGCAAAUGGCAGACAGGACCGGAGAAGAUUGAUUUGGAUGGUUUCUGCUCUUUACAACACGAAGAUGGCAGAAGAAUAUGACAACUGAAAAGAGAAGAGAGAAAUGCCUACUAACAUAUCUGUGCUUUGCCCUUUUGCGGGUUGUACGCGUUUAAGAUUUUUAUGUUUUUUGACAUACUCAUCAAACAAGACAUUUCCUCUAAUCCCCAACAACAACAACAACAACAACAACAAAAGAAUAGGUUAAAGGAGCUUAGCGCCCGUCCUUCGUCGGCGCGCGCUUAAGCGUCAAGCAGAUUCUGAGGCUCUUUACUUAUAAGUAUAGUCGGUUGAGAAAACCAGAUUUUUGUGUUUAACUCCGACCAACACAUUUUCUAACUAACCCCUAAUUCAUUUUGUGCAUUUUGUAGGUAAUGAGACAGUUAGUAUGAAUUUACAAGAUUCUAGCUUUUCAGGAAAAAAUAAUACAGACAAUGAAGGUAUGUGCUCUUAACUUUCACUGGUAAGAAAUAUGAGGAAACUGCAGAGAAUUGUAAAAAACGAGCAGUAAAUUUGAUUUUUACGUUAACUGCUAUUUUCAAAUAAAACGCGACAUCAAUAUUUUAUUUUUUGGGUGUUAAAUACCUAAAAGAGGACCAAGCGUCUAGUCUGCGAAUACAGCCUCAUAUCGUUCCUUGUCACUUAACGCCGAUAUGAAAAUUGCUUUUCAAUUUCUUUGAUUUACAAACCUGCUUCACUUUGCUGAAAUUGGUAAAUUCUACAAUUUUAUAUGGAAAUGGCUAAUUGAAACAAUUUGGUAACGUCCAUUAACGUCAGCAUGAGAAUUUAUUCUUUUCUUUGGUUUACAAACCUGCUUCAUGCUGAAUUUGGUAAAUUCUACUAUUUUAUAUGGAAAAUGACCAUUUUCAAACAAUUUGGUAACGUCCAUUAAGGGCAGCUGUAUUCGCAUGCUAAAUUGCAGGCUAUCAUGUGUAUUUUUAAUCAUAAAUUGAAGUACCGUAAAAUUCCGAACAUAAGCCCCGGGGCUUAAUAUAUUUUUCAAAGGCCCUUUUUGAGGGGCUUAUUUUUGGAGGGGCUUAUACUCGGAGGGCCUUUUGUACGGAGGGAAAUCUGCGUUUCAAAAUCGAUUGGGCUAGCUUAUAGUUGGAAGGAAAUUUUAACGUUUUUUGCUAUGCUUUACUUUGUAUUUGUGACCAAUUUCUAAGUACAAGCCCCCGGGUGCUUAUAUUAGGAGGAGCGAUUUAACGGAGGGUUUUUUACGUUACGAGUUUGAGGGGCUUAUGUGCACGGAGGGGCUUAUUUUCGGAAUCUUACGGUAAAUCUUGCAAGGCCCAGAAACGUAUUGCAAAAUUAUUACGGUCACUUUCUUUAAUUAAAUUUUGUAAGUUUAACAGAUUAAAGUUAAAUUUUUAACGUUGUAAUCACUUUUUUGUCUCCGUUUAGGUGAAAAAGACGAUUUUGUUGUUGUUGACGAACCAUUAGUUGCUGUGAACCCAAACGCCACUAAAUCUAAUGAAAGUUUGUUAACAGGAACGGGUAUAAAUCAGCAUUAUUUAUUCGUUAUCGAGCAAGUCUUUAAUUACUUCACCUUACUGGUAAUAUUCACUCUCUUAGGCCAUACCUCUACCGUGGAUGUUGGCCACAAAUUUAGGCUUUUGUACAUUAUGCUUUUGCUUCCCUACUAAAAUGCUCCACCUUAAUGCUCCAUUUUUCCCACUAAAAUGCUCGGUCUCCCCAAAAAAGUCACUAAAAUGCUCGGAUAAUGCUCAAUAUACAAACGGUUUUUUACGUGUAAGUAACAAAUACAACGUGUACAAGUUCAUAAAUCCAGCCAAAAAAGCCAGCUGUAUUAGGUUUUUUGUGAAUUUCGAAUUUUAGUCUUCAUUUUGUUUAAAAAAGCAGGAGCGCAUGGGGCAUGGGCCCCCGAAAAAAGUUAAUUUCUAUUUUAUUAUCUCGCAAAAAUUAAUUUUCCGGGGAAAAUGCCACUAAAAUGCUCGAAUAAUGCUCAAUGCUUUUGCCUCACUAAAAUGUUCGAAAAAAUGCUAGCAUAAUGUACAAAAGCCUACACAAAUUGCUAAAAGUAUCUCGUAUGGCAUUAAUAUACCGUAAACUGCUACUUAUAAGCAUCCCCCCCGAAUUUAGACCCGUCUACCUAAGGGACCGGUCAUUAUUGAUCACCUGGGUGGGGUGGGGAUCACUUGAUUUUAAGGAGAAAAAAAGGGGGAUCAGUCGUAACAGGGAACCCAAAGUGGGGGAUCAAAGGAAAACUUUGGAAACAUUUAGAGGGGGGACCACUCAAAUUUGCUUGGAAAAUGAAGACAUGGUGCCCAGGGGGGAUCGCGAAAGUCAUCAAAUGUUAUUAGGGGGGAUCACUUCAGUGAAGUAACAGUCAAAGAGGGGAUCGGCUAAAUCUCACCUUGUUUAGCCCCAAAUUCCCCCCCGCCCCCCAGACGAUAAAUAAUGACCGGACCCUAAAAACAAAAAAUUACGUCCGGUUAUAACACCCCUCUAGCUUGUAUUGAAAUGAAUUCGAUGUAUAAUGCAAAAAAAAAAAACAAACAAACAAACACAAACAAACAAACAAAAAAAACAAAGACAAAUAACAAAAACACCUCAGAGAUUCAAACGCCGAUGUUCAAUUUAUUAUUUGAAUCUGAUUCUUGAUCUUUAGGUUGAAAAGAAAGGUUUUUUGGAACCAGAAACGUUGAAUGUGUCAUAGUAGAACUAUUUUCUUUCUUUAUUUGAUACCAUUAAAAAAAUCUCUCUGCUACAAUCCCGAGUAAAACAAACUGGCGAAACACUUAUAUUCUGAAUUUCACUUUCCUACAGACGAUGAAUAUGGUGCACUCCAGAAGGCUGCAAGACCACAAGCGCCGAUGCAACAGAAUCCCAUUCAAGCAGGGAGUGGUAAGAAACGUGAAUUCGUUUCACGAUGGUCGGUUGCUAGGGCUUUUGCUCCCGUUUGGUCUUAAAUUCAAUUUCUGGCUUACAGCGGGGUAGUUUAUAUUUCAAAUGAAGCAAAACAUUAGAACAUCUUAAUUGGAGAAAAGUUUUCUUUAAAUUUUUACAAUUGUAAAGGUAUUUUUGACUUUUCUUGAAAGUAUGACGUCAUAAGUGACACCUAUUUUUAGUAACAACGUUAAAAAUUUGAUAAGCAGUGUUCAAAAUGCUACAAACAUUUUUGUUACAGAAAAACAAUAUUUACAGUGAAAACCCCAUCUCAAUCGGAUAAAAUGGCGUGAAGUUACAGGUAAUUAAAGAAAUCAAAUUUCCCGCCUCAUGACCAUAUAUGGUCAAACUUUAGGGGUAUUUUAACGCGAAAACAAUGAAUGUAUUUACAACGGAAAAAAGACAAAGCUGCAUAAAAUCAAAAUUGUAGUUUUUUGAAUUCGGCAUAUGUGGUGCUAUGACGCGUAUUUCGUCACAAAUUACGUCAUUAUGACGUCAAAAUGACGUAAUUCGUGACGAAAUACGCGUCAUAGACCACACAUCCUAAACUCAAAAAACUACAAUUUUGUUUUUAUGCAAAUUUGUCUUUUCUCCGUUGCGACUACCUUCAUUGUUUUCGCGUUAAAAUACCCCUAAAGUUUGACCAUAUAUGGUCAUUUGGCGGGAAAUUUGAAUUUCUUUAAUUAAAUGUAACUUUGCGCCUUUUCAUCCGAUUGAGAUGGGGUUUUCACCAGAAAUCAUAGAAUUCUAUACAGAAAACUAAUGUAAAAUUUUUAGCAUUUCUUUCCUGAAUUUUCUUUCUGAUGCCAAAUUUGGACAUCAUUUAUGACGUCACAAUAGAAGUCACAUGGGAUGAAAUAAACACCAAUAAAUAGGUAAUUUAUCAACUUACUUCCUUGCCAAGUUUUGUUACAUUCCAUGCAUUCUACUUCUCUCUAUGGCCCUAAACUCUCAGUUUUGAGAGGUGUGGGAGCAAAAGCCCUAGCAACCGACCACCGUGUUUGUUUACAAAAAGUAGAGAAUGACUAAAAGUCCUUUAAGGCUAGAGGAACUAAAGGUGCAUUAUUUGCUUUUUAUGUCGAUCACAUAAAUUAUUCUUCCUUGAAGAUGGAAAAAUAGGGGCCUGCCGGAGAUAUAUUCAGCCAUUUUACAAAGGGGAAGGGAAGGCCAGUGGAGGAACGUUCCAAAACGUCUGAAAAAUUAAAGACCAUAAGUAACGUUUCUGUGUUUUAUCUUUCAGAUUUAUCUCCGCAUUUUCUCAAAGGAACAAAAAUCAGUAAUUCCAACAUGUAUACAGCACCAAAGCGUCUUUCAUCAAAUGCUGCCUCUGUUUCAAACGUCGCGAAUGCCUCGCUCGAUACGCUUGGUGAUGAAUCUGCUAACAAUAUGUCCGAUCUCACUAACGGUCAAUUGAGGAACCCUACAGGUACAUGUUAGAACAAUUAUCAAAUACGUCUGUUUGACUUAAAUAUUGUGAAUACAGUAAGGACUAACAGUCCCGUCACCCUAUGGCGGGCUUCUCUAAAAAGCUUUCCUUGCCAUUCUAGUCUUAUGAGACAAAAUACUAGCCUUGUAUAGCUAGCUGAUAAAAUUUCACCAAUGUGCUGUGAUCUAAGUAAAGAGUUACCUUGAAGUUCGUGCAUAAAAGAGAGGGGUAACGGUGAGGAUGUGGGGGUAACUCUAUGAUUCUACUACUCCUUACUUACUGAGCCCGUUUCUUGCUCCUCCUGCCCUUGCGCCCUCCUUCCUAUGUCACGAACAUUUACUUAGAGUUGAUGGUAAGCCCAGAUAUUCCUUCGAACCGCAUGUUCUUUACUUGUCAUAAAUAUGCUCAAACACCAAACGGUUUGCAUAGAGUAUUCAUUUUUGCUUAUUUCUUCCUUCCUCCUACUUUUUCGUUACCCUAAUUUUUUCCAAAUACGCCUCCCACACGAAGAAAUUCCUUCCACUAUACAGCACUGCAGUGCAUACUUGAGAAUUUAAUCAUAGUAAGUUGUUGUCACCAUCUCUUUGCCAGUCAGCAUUUAUGACCAAAAUGUUUAAUCCUGUACAUUUUAGGUAACUGCAAAUAUUUCAACUUCAACAAUGGCUCUGCAACACUUUCUAAAUGGAACGAAACUGGACCGGCAUUCGACAACGAAGGAGGGUUCAGAGAGGAUUACCCUGAAGGCACGCUUACCUCUCCAAAAUUCCGUAUCAUGGGCCCAAAACUGUCCUUUCUUCUUGGCGGAGGCUGUGAUUUAGGGAAGAUUCGGGUUGAGCUGCUUGUGAAUGGACAGGUUGUACGAAAGGCUCUCGCUGACAAAUGUCGAGAAAACAUGAGAGGGAGAGAGUGGGAUGUGCGACAGUUUAAAAACCAGUUUGGUCGAAUACGUUUUGUUGAUGCAUCAGGAAACAGACACAUAAAUUUUGACGACUUGUGGGCAGAUUUCGCAUGCAGCGGUAAGUGUGUUUUUCGUUCACAAAGUUAAUUUGUGGCAUUGACUUGGUCAAAAAUAUGAUAGCGUAGACGCUCUUGAUAGGCUUGGUAAGAACUUUACAAAAAAACAAGUCCGUACCCACCGGCACAGCGAUCAGUUUUCUGAGUGAUCCCCCUAGAAAGAACAAACACUAACAAAAACAAGUCCCCUGCCUUCUCCCUACUUUUUGAGACAAUUCUCCGUUCCGUCUACGUUUUCGUCUAGCUGCCAAACCUGUCGCCCAUACCUCAUUUAGUCGUUUAUUCAUUCCCCUUAUACACAGCCCUGAAGUGCAUACGACAAUUAAAUUACGGUAAGCUCUACAACACAACAGAAAGGUCUCUCAUACCUAGUUAGGUUUGUUGAUGAAACUGUUUAAUCCCAUAAAUUUUAGGUAAUUGCAAAUAUUUCAAUUUUCAAAAUGGCUCUGCAACACCAUCGAAGUGGAACAAAACUGGACCGGCAUUCGACAACGAAGGAGGGUUCAGAGAGGAUUAUCCUGAAGAGACGCUGACUUCUCCAAAGUUCCGCAUCAUCGGUCCAAAGAUGUCAUUUCUUCUUGGUGGAGGCUGUGAUAUGGGGAAGAUUCGGGUUGAGCUCCUUGUGAAUGGCCAGGUUGUACGAAAGGCUCUCGCUGACAAAUGUCGUGAUAACAUGCGAAGGAGAGAGUGGGAUGUGCGACAGUUUAAAAACCAAAUUGGUCGGUUACGUUUUGUUACUGCAUCAGGAAAGGGACUCAUAAAUUUUGACGACUUGUGGGCAGAUUUCUCGUGCACCGGUAAGAGUUGGUUUGGCGCACAAACUGAAGCUAAUUCGCGGCAUUGAAUUAGUCAAAAAUACAAUGUAGUAUAGACGCUCCUGAUAGGCUUGUUGAGAAUUCUGAAAAAAACAAGUCCGUUCCCCCUGACACAGCGAUCAGUUGUCGGAGUGAUCCGCCAAGUAAGAACAAACACUAACUGAUACGUAUAUCUAACUGGCUCUGACUGCAUUAAGGAACAGGUGAUCCAUUUCCCUAUAGAAGAUCUUAAUGAAGUCAUGAUAUUCACAUUAUUUUAAGAAGAAGAAAAUCACAGGGGUUCAAUCUACUAACAUUUACUCAAUAGUUAUACUAAUCUUUAAAAGUCAGCUAAUAAAUCCGCGCACGUUUUCUUCCUGUUACAUAACAAUAUCACUUGCAGGUGAUGAAUCCGAUGCAGUCCAGACUGAUUCAAAGCUGGAGGGAACGCUACAAAAUACACUAGAACAAAAAGGUAAGAAGCAAGUACUUUUAGUUUUUAAUACAUGAAACAGAGGAGACUGAGGAAGUGAGGGGUAAAGUGAAAAUCGCCAGCCCCAUACUAUUUUUGCCAGUCUCUUCCCCCUUCCUUCCUUUGAACCUCCUUUCUAAAUUGUCGUCCACAUUUGCUUGAGGUUAAUGAUUAUUAUAAAACCCAGCGAUGUCCCUCAAAGACGCAUACACCUGUUUAUAAUUGAUACAGCAGCUCAAACACAUAAGGGUCUGCAACAAGUCCCUUGGACUCCUCCUUACUUUUUGAGGCAAUUUUUCCCUUCCAUCUACUUUUUCGUCUGGUUGCCAAAACUGUCUCCUGUACCUCAUUUAGUCAUCCAUUCCCCUUAUACACAGCUCUGACGUGCAUAUCAUAAUCAAACAACGGUAAGCACGCUCUACAGUAUAAAGUGUCUGUCAUACCUAGUUACGUUUGUUGACCAAAACGUUUAAUCCCGUAAAUUGUAGGUAACUGCAAAUAUUUCAAUUAUAAAAAUGGCUCUGCAACACUUUCUAAGUGGAACAAAACUGGACCGGCAUUCGUCAACGAAGGAGGGUUAAGAGAGGAUUACCCUCAAGGGACGCUUACCUCUCCAAAAUUCCGCAUCAUCGGUCCAAAGAUGUCAUUUCUUCUUGGUGGAGGCUGUGACAUGGGGAAGAUUCGGGUUGAGCUGCUUGUAAAUGGACAGGUUGUACGACAGGCUCUCGCUGACGAAUGUCGAGAAAACAUGCGAAGGAGAGAGUGGGAUGUGCGACAGUUUAAAAACCAGUUUGGUCGGUUACGUUUUGUCGAUGCAUCAGGAAACGGACACAUAAAUUUUGACGACUUGUCGGCAGAUUUCAGGUGCAGCGGUAAGUGAGUGUUUUUUGCACAAAGCCGAGUUCUGGCAUUAAAUUAGUCAAAAAUUCAAUAGUAUAGACGCUCCUGAUAGGCGUGGUUCCAACUGACACAGCGAUCAGUUGUCUGAGUGAUCCGUCGAGUAAAAUAAAAACACUAACUGACACGCAUAUCUGACCUGCUCCGACUGCAUUAAGCAACAGGUGACCCAUUACCCUAUAGAAGAUCUCAAUAAAGUCAUCGUAUUCACCGUAUUUUAAGAAGACGAAAAGCUCAUACGGUUUAAAUCUAGUAACGUUUACUCAAUAGUUAUAUUAAUCUUUAAAAGUCGGCUAAUAAAUCCGGGCACGUUUUCUUCCUAUUAUAAGACUAUGAUAAAACAAUAUCUGUGUUUCUUUGAAAAACUAUACUUUUAAAUAUUACUUGCAGGUGAUGAAACCGAGGCAAGACUACAACAUACACUAACACCAAAGGGUAAGAAGCAAGGACUAUUUUUUUAUAAUGCAUAAAACAGAGGGAACUGAGGAAGUGAGGGGUAAAGUAAAAAUCGCCAGCUCCAUACUUUUUUGCCAGUCUCUUCCUUCUUCCUGCCUUUAAACCGCCUUUCUAAAAUCGUCGCCAACACUUGUUUGCAGAUAAUGAUUAUUAGAGACUUUAGAUUCAAGGACGAAGACGACUACGAGUACGAGAUUUGAAUUUCAGUUUUUUAGCGCAUUCUAAAAAUAUAGACUCCACGGAAAGCUUCAUUUUACCAUUUUUCACUAGAAAAUUUAGCACUGUUACCUUUAGUGAAGGAGGUUACACCCUCUCCCGAUCGCGAAAUGAUAAAACUGCUAACAUUUGAUAACUUGUUUCCGCCACUUCGACCUUCUCGCUAAAACUUGUAGUAGAGUGACGACGGCUACCACUUUCCCGCCAAAAUGACGCUGGUUCACGCGCGAGCACUACUUAAGUACUGAUAAAAUCUCGUACUCGUUGUUGCACUCGUCUUAGAAUCUAAAGGUUUCUGUUAUAGAGCUCAGCAAUUUCCCUCAAAGUCGCAUUCACCGGUAUAUAAUACAGCAGCUCAUACACCUAAGGGUCAGCAAGGAAGUCCCCUGCACUUCCCCUCACUAUAUUUACAUGUUUAAUAUUAUUAGUUUAAAAGUAAAAGUAUAUUCUAAAUACUAUAAUACUAUAUUGUAAAACUAGCUUUAAAACGUUCCGUGUUAACACAGGGUAGCAGGUAGGCUUGUUUGAGUUCUCAGACGUUUUGAAGAGUCUUUAACCCUGGGCAACAAAUUAAAGAUGAGUAAGCAGUCAACUAAUCUUCUUAGAGAUUUUCCUGUCUGAUUUUUCAAGCAAAUCGUUAUCCUAUAGCAUAGGAUAUAAAACGGCGUUUAUGACAUCUGCGAAGCAACUGCUGCACAGUAUUAAGUUCAGACACGGAGGCUACAUACACCGGUAAACUAUACGAAACUUUAGACUGAAAUGAAAAAUCAAUUUCCACUUGAUUAUAUCCUUAAUAAGUUACUUAACACGUAGAGGCACUUAUUCGCUUCGAAACGUUUUCAUUUAAUGUGUUCCGUAAAUCUGCCAUUGCGCUGGAAACUCACUCCAAGUAGCACUAGAAAUUUGGCCUGCUUUAUAUUUCCAGUAGGACUAGGAUUUGCUUGUCCUUUCUCAGUGUUCAAAACUAAUUCUUUACACUUGGAUAGAUUGCAAGGCAUAGAGUUUGCACUUGACCAUCUAAGGUAUAGCGAAACUACAUCACUUGCACAAUCAGUUCGGCCCUAUUUACAAUAACUUGCAUCGUAGUAUCAUCGGCAUAUUUUCUAAGAGAAGCAGCAAGACAACUUACGAGAUCGAGAUCAUUAAUAAAAAGAUAAACAAAUAAGGGCCACACUUUUUGAGGCAAUUUCUCCCUUCCAUCCACUUUUUCGUCUGGUUGCCAAAACUGUCAACCAUACCUCAUUUAGUCAUUUAUUCCACUUAUACACAGCCCUGUAGUGCAUAUGAUAAUUAAAUCACGGUAAGCUCUACAACACCACAUAAAGUGUCUCUCAUACCUAGUUAGGUUUAUUGACCAAAAUGUUUAAUCCCGUAAAUUGUAGGUAACUGCAAAGAUUUGGACUUUUCGAAUGGCUCUGCAGCACUAUCUAACUGGAGCAGAACGGGACGGGCAUUCGACAGAGUUGGAGGGUUUAAAACAGAGGAUUAUUCUGUGGGGACGCUAACCUCUCCAAAAUUUCGUAUCAUGGGCCCAAAAGUGUCCUUUCUUCUUGGCGGAGGCUGUGAUUUAGGGAAAAUUCGGGUUGAGCUGCUUGUGAAUGGACAGGUUGUACGAAAGGCGUUUGCUGACGAAUGUCGUGAAAACAUGCGAAGGAGAGAAUGGGAUGUGCGACAGUUUAAAACCCAAUUGGGUCAAAUACGUUUGGUUGAUGCAUCAAGAAAGGGACACAUAAAUUUUGACGACUUGUGGGGAGAUUUCACAUGCAAUGGUAAGUGCUUCUUUAUUGAAACAAAUUCGCGGUAUUUAACUUUUUACAGGUGCAAUUGUCGCUCCUGGUAGCCUUGGUAGCAAUUCUGCAAACAGUUGCAGGUUCGUUCUUUGUGACGGCAGGGAACCAUAACCCGGAGUGAGCAGCCGCCAUGCUCACACACACGUGUCUAUGUAACGGCGAUUUCACGAAACGAUUAACGUAUAGACCAGUAGUUUAGAGCACUUAGCCCGCGAGAAUGGAAGUUCCGCUCCGCGUUCGAAGUAUAAGAAAUUAGAAACAAAAUAACAUUAAAAGUCAUUGAAACUUCGAAAACUCCCUUUUUUGGUCUGUAGGUUUUAAUGACUGGUUGGUUAUGCUUCGAAACGUUAUUCUAGAUUCUUGCAAAAAUCCUUGUCCAAGUACUGAAUAUCAAAACGCUCUGACAAAAAUUACAUCAAACGAAAUUUGCUCGUCUUGGUUAUGUCCUUUUGAUGGCGUUUAGUAGAAAGAUCCAACAAGAAAUGAAGUCUUUGUGACUGGUUCUGAAAGCAUCGAGGAAAACCUAACCCAUUGUCAAUGAAAGGCAUCAUGGGCGAAAAGAAAUUUGAUUAAAUAAAGCCGACGCUUUGUGCCGGUCAUUUAUUAAGUUUUCUGUUAUCCUUAGGAACACUAUAGUAACACUUAUUAACAAGGUCACUUGCAGGUGAUGAAUCUGAUGCAAUCCAGUUUGAUUCAAAGCCACAGGAGACGGUGCAACAAACACAAAAAGGUUAGAAGCGAGUAUGUUUCAGUUUUUAUAGGAUCAGUGGCAAGUAUUUUUUUAUUCAUACAAAACUGAGAGGAGGGAAAAUAGGGGUAAAUCUCUCUCCUUCGUACUUUGUGAUCUGAUUGUUCCUCCCACGUCCAAAACUGUCGCCGAAAUUUAGUCAUGCCCUGUCCUACAGCCCUAAAGUGCAUACCUGAUCAUAAUUUAAUCAUGGUGAGCUCUACGCCAUCAAAUGUCUCUGGUUAGGUUUUAUUGUUAACCAAAAUGUUCAAUCUGCCGUGAACUUUUAGAAACUGUAAAGAUUUUGACUUUGAGAAUGGAUUUGCCUCAUUAUCUAAAUGUAGCAAAACUGGACGUGCAUUUGACCAAAAUGAAGGUUUUAUAACAGAGGAUUACCCUGUGGGGACGCUGAUCUCUUAUAAAAUUCCGUAUCAUUGGCCAUAAACUAUCAUUUCGUGUUGGUGGAGGCUGUGAUGUAGGGAAGAUUAGGGUUGAGCUGCUUGUGAAUGGCCAGGUUGUGCGAAAGGCUUUUGCGGACGAAUGUCGUGACAAAAUGCGAAGGAGAGAGUGGGAUGUUCGACAGUUUAAAAACAGAAUUACUCAAAUACGUUUGGUUGAUGCAUCAAGGCAGGGACAUACAAAUUAUACAGCGGAUGGAAGGCAGGUAGCUAAUCUUCUUGGAGAUUGUCCUGUCUGUUUUUUCAAGCAAAUCGUUAGCCAUAGCAUAUGCAUAUAAAACGGCGUUUAUGACUUCUGCGAAGCAACUGCUGCACAGUAUUAAGUUCAGGCACGGAGACUACAUACACCGGUAAACCAUUCGAAACUUUAGGUAAAACUAAAGACUGAAAUAAAUGUUCAAUUUCCACUAAUUGAUUAUAUCGUUCUUUCCUUAUGCUCCUUAACACGAGAGGCACGUAUUCGCUUCGAAAAGUUUUCGUUUAAUAUGUUCGGUAAAUCUGCCACUGCGCUGGAAAGUCACUCCAAGUAGCACUAGAAAUUCGGCCUGCUUUUUGUUACCAGUAGCCUAGAAUAGUCCUUGUCCUAGUCUUAUCCUUUCUUCUUCAAAACUAAUUCUUUACCCGGCCCCUGGAUAGAUUGCAAGGCAUAGAGUUUGUACUUGACCAGCUAAGGUAUAGCGAAACUAGGUACUAGCACGAUUAGUUCGGCCCUUUUUACAAUACCUUGCAUCGUAGUAUCAUGAUCGUCAUAUUUUUUAAGAGGAGUUUCAAGACAGCUCACAAGAUCGAGAUCAUUAAUAAAAAGAUUAAACAAAUAAGGGUCACUCUUUUUGAGGCAAUUUCUCCCUUCCAUCCACUUUUUCGUCUGGUUGCCAAAACUAUCGCCCAUACCCAUUCCCUUUAUACACAGCCCUGAAGUGCAUAUGAUAAUUACAUUACGGUAAGCUCUACGACACCACAUAAAGUGUCUCUCAUACCCAGUUGGGUUUAUUGACCAAAAUUUUUAAUCCCGUAAAUUGUAGGCAACUGCAAAGAUUUGGACUUUUCGAAUGGCUCUGCAGCACUAUCUAACUGGAGCAGAACGGGACGGGCAUUCGACAGAGGUGUAGGAUUUAAAACAGAGGAUUACCCCAUGGGGACGCUAACCUCUCCAAAAUUUCGUAUCAUGGGCCCAAAAGUGUCCUUUCUUCUUGGCGGAGGCUGUGAUUUAGGGAAGAUUCGGGUUGAGCUGCUUGUGAAUGGACAGGUUGUACGAAAGGCGUUUGCUAACGAAUGUCGUGAAAACAUGCGAAGGAGAGAAUGGGAUGUACGACAGUUUAAAACCCAAUUGGGUCAAAUACGUUUGGUUGAUGCAUCAAGAAAGGGACACAUAAAUUUUGACGACUUGUGGGGAGAUUUCACAUGCAACGGUGAGUGUUUCUGUAUUGAAACUAAUUCGCGGGAUUGAACUUUUUACUGGUGCAAUUGUGGCUCCUGGUAGCGUUGGUGGCAAUUCUACAAACAAUCGCAAGUUCGUUCUUUGUGACGGCAGGGACCUAUGACCAGGAGUGAGCAGCCCCCAUACUCAUACACACGUGUCUAUUUAACGGCGAUUUCACGAACCGGUUAACGUAUAGACCAGGCCUGGGUUGUUCCAAAGUUGGAUAGCACUAUCCAUCGAAUUUAUCACUAUCCGACGGGGAAGUAUUAGGGAAACCAAUUGUACUAUCCACUGGAUAGAGAUUUUAUCCAGUAAAUAGCGCUACCCAACGUUUAAAACAACCGGGGCCAGUAGUUUAGAGCACUUUGCCCGCAAGAAUGGAAUUUCCGCUCUGCAUUCGAAGUAUAAGAAAUGAAUAAAUAAAAAACAAACAUUAAACGUCACUGAAACUUCAAAAGUUCCUUUUUUAGGUCUGUAGGUUUUACUGACUGGUUGCUUUAUGUUUCGUUACGUUAGGCUAGAUUCUUGCGAAAAUCCCUGUUAAGUGUUUAGUUGAAAGAUCCAACAAGAAAUGAAGUCUUUGUGACUAGUUCUGAAAAUAUCGAGGAAAACCUAACUCACUGUCUAUGAAAGGCAUCAUAGGCCAAAAGAAAUCUGGUUUAAUAAAGCCAACGCUUAGUGAUGGUCAUUUAAGUUUUCUGUUAUCCUUAGCAACACUACAGUAACACUUUUUUAACAAUGUCACUUGCAGGUGAUGAAUCUGAUGCAAUCCAGUUUGAUUCAAAACCGCAGGGGACGGUGCAACAAACACAAAAAGGUUAGAAGCGAGUAUUCGUCAGUUUUUAUAGGAUCAGUGGCAAGUAUUUUUUUAUUUCUACAAAACUGAGAGGAGGGAAAAUGGGGGUAAAUCUCUCUCCUCCGUACUUUGUGAUCUGAUUGUUCCUCCCGCGUCCAAAACUGUCGCCCAAAUUUAGUCAUUCCCAGUCCUACUGCCCUGAGGUGUAUACUUGGUCAUAAUUUAAUAGUGGUGAGCUCUACGCCAUCAAAUGUCUCUUGUUAGGUUUUAUUGUUAACCAAAAUGUUAAAUCUGCCGUGAAUUUUAGGAAACUGUAAAGAUUUUGACUUUGAGAAUGGAUUUGUCUCAUUGUCUAAAUGGAGCAAAACUGGACGUGCAUUUGACCAAAAUGAAGGAUUUAUAACAGAGGAUUACCCUGUGGGGACGCUGACCUCUCCAAAAUUCCGUAUCAUUGGCCAUAAACUGUCAUUUCUUCUUGGUGGAGGCUGUGAUGUAGGGAAGAUUCGGGUUGAGCUGCUCGUGAAUGGCCAGGUUGUACGAAAGGCUUUUGCGGACGAAUGUCGUGAAAAAAUGCGAAGGAGAGAGUGGGAUGUGCGCCAGUUUAAAAACCGGAUUGCUCAAAUACGUUUGGUUGAUGCAUCAAGGCAGGGACAUAUGAAUUUUGACGACUUGUGGGGAGAUUUCACAUGCAUAGGUAGGUGUUCAAUUUCCGAGACUUAUUUGCCGCAUUGAAUUUAUCAAAGACAUAAUCAUGAUAGGCUUGGUAACACUUCUCCUAACAACAAGUCUAUUGUCACGAAAUAUAUUCGUGGAUAAUAGGUAUAAAGGGUUUAGUUUUAUCGUUUGUCUCACAAUUGUCACUUUGACGUUGAUCGCGACGUUUCGACCGCACACUGCAGGUCUUCAUCAGGCGAUAGUGUCGAUUUACUGAGUCGAACUAUUUGUACCAAUGUGGUUGUUAGUGAUUGGUGUAUCACAAACCUCGCUCAUGGUUGUUGGGUUUCGAUCCAAAGCAUUGUUGGCGUUGUGAGAGGAAGAAACUGAUCCCUUAGCAGUCCGCUGCGGUGGAGAUCUCAUAAUUGUGGACACUUGACUUGAGACUGUCCAAGUAUAAAGAGAACACUUCAUAUAUCUGAGUGAAUGAUUUGACUGUAUAAGGGAAUAUUUAAUCCUAAUUAUAACAGGCCCAUUACCCUACUAAUGGAGGCCUGUAAGAAGUAGUUAUUAUCAUCUUUCUCUAAGGAGACGAAAAGCUCAUUUGCUUUCAUCUAAACCUUUGCUUAAUAGUUAAAUUAUCGUUGUCAGAGGGUCAGCUGUUAAAACCGUCGUUCAGUGAAUUAUUGAAAUAUACGUUUACUGUUAAAGUUCUCUGUUAUUCGUUGCAACACAAAUACGCCAUUUGAACAAUGACGUCAUUUGACUACUAAGACCAUAAUUCAUUUCGUUUUUGCCCAGUUUCAUAUUAAAAUUUGAUCUGCCGAGAGAGGUUUAUAACAAAGGUCCAAUUUUCAGAAGAACCAAACACCCUGAGUAUUCUGGUAGUAGUAGCAGUCAAAAGACGUCAUCGUGCAAAUCGUCUAUUUUAAAUAUCAUUCGUAGGCGAUGAAACUGAUGCAGCCCAGAUUACUUCAAACCCAUUAGAAACGGUCCAGCAAACACUCGGUCAACUACCAAAAGGUUAGAACGCAGUAUUCAUUUUGUUUGUAUAGAAAUUUGUACACCAGGCCGUCUUAGAACAAGUAUCCACAUUAAUGUUAGCACUUUCGUGCUUAAUACAUUGACACUUAAAUCGAGUAGUACUUUAGUUUUUCAAAAUUGAAACGCACUGUCUAUAGAACAUUUUGCAUUAGCGCCUUAGUUUAUGCUCUCUAUAUCUUACAGGACAAAGUAGUCUGCUUGGAGGAACGAAAAUCAGCGACUCUAAUUUUUAUACAAGACCCAUCACACGGCCCCAUUUUCCAAGGCCCACUCUUACUUGGAAGCUUGCGAAAGCCUCGCCUAAUAGGCUUGGUGACAAUUCAAGUAAUCUGUACCUUCCCAAAGAUGAUGAAUUGAGAAACCUGUCAUGUAAGUUCAAAUUUAGUUUAAGGUAUUAGGAAAGUGCUGUUUUUUACUAUAGCUUUGGCUUGCUACUAUUGAUCUCUUCAAGAAUUUCGUUAAGCUAAAAAAAUCAAAACAAAAAAAGUGAACUGAAUGUUUUCUGUAAAACGUAAAAGCACUAAGUACGUUAUGUGCGCCAUCUUUCUUUUCCGGUGCAACAGCCUUGUCUUCGAUAACGUUUAUAUCUUUCAUUUUUUGGCGUUAAAGAUAAGAUAAACCUCGUGUGGUGGCCUCUAUUACAUAGAAUGCAGUUUUAUAUCCCCAUUUGUAGUUCCUACUUACAAGUCCAUUUGUAGUUUCCUAUUCUAGUUACAAUUGCUGAGAGUGAUUAGCAACUGCGUUGCUUAGUGGCGGUUGGGUGCCUGUUAUACCCAGGAGCUUCCACUAUUGGCAGCCAGCUCCUAGAUAGAGACCGCUCCCAUGACUGGGAAAUCCUGGCAACCCAGGCAUGAGCCCCCACGCGGCAAUGGAGAAAGCAAGUACCAGUCACACUGAGAACAUCUGUGGAAAAAAGGGCGGGCGGGGGGGGGGGGGGUUACUGCAACACGCUAAGAGAUGCACACAGGUCCCAGAGCAUGAAGGUUCGUGGUACAUGCGCAUCUCGCACACACCGCUGGCCAGCAAGGUGAAACAAGCGCUUGUUGUUGUUAAUUGCAUUAAAUUACAUUUAACCGCAUUAAUUGUGUCUCAAAUUUUAGGCAAAUCCUUCCUUGUGAAAAUAAAGACCGGGAAACCUUGGGACAACGAUUUUCUUUUUACAUCAAAUGGAAAUUAUCAAUCAACGAGGCGAGAAAUCGAAGUUAAGGUGAGAAAUGAAGAAACUUAAUCAGAAGUUUCAACGGACUCUAAAUUUAAGAUGACGAUGCCUUCAAAUGACCACUAACUGUCUUUUUAAAGGUACUUGACGCUUACGAGGAUGAUAAAGAUUUUCGGGGAGCUUUCUUUACCAAAUUCAGGUUCGUGAAAUAUAAUUUAGUUGGAGAAGAAUUAACAUUUAAAUCCCAUUUCUGUAGUAUUAUGUUUAAACCUAAGCCUGUAACAAGAUCGAACCAAAAUAGAUUUGAGUAGGGCGAUCAUUAUUGAUGUUAUUGCCAUCAUCAAGACUAUCAUCACUAGCUAUCAUUAUCAUCAUCAUCGUCAACAUAAUCAGCAUCACCGUAAUCAUCAUUAGUGCCAUCACCAUCAUCAACCUUACCAUCACCAUCAUCAUUAUCAUCAUCGUCAUCAUCAUUAUCAUCAUCGUCAUCAUCAUGGUCAUUACCACCAUCACCAUCACUAGCACCAUCAUCAUAUUCACUUUUACUUCUGUUUAUCAUUAUCACCAUUUGUAUGAUCUACACUAAGGUCUUCACAUUUUUUCGUUGUAGUUCUUAUGAUGAACCAGGAGAGGUCAAAGCUUUCUUUGUAUUACGAUUCAGAGCUGUUGGGAAAUUCCUUGGAAAAUUGAUUGAUAAACUUGGAGCAGGAAACGUUUCAGCAGCAGGUGAAAUUUCACAGUUAGAACUUUCUUGUGUUAUAAACAAUACAAGUAUUUGAUACUAUAUAGUGUGACAAAUUGUAAUUGUACUCUUGGCCAUGACUGUACCAUGACAAUAAUUGUGGAAAUGGAUAGAUAAUCUUUUUGUGGCUUUUUGUCAUGAAAAUAGUUUAAAAAUUUUAGAUAGGCUGACGUCUUGUUUAUCCGAUAAUAUAGGUUGCUUCGACACCACCGACCAGUGUCCAAGUCCCUGCCCACUUACAUGUGCACCUCUAUGCCAGUCCUCUUGUUGUCAACAAUACAUUCCUGCCCCAGCCGCUCCAGUUGCUCAAUGCCCAAGCCCCUGCCCACAGACGUGCGCGCCUGCCUGUCAGUCAUCUUGUUGUCAGCAGCAAGUGGCUGCUCCAGUUGUUCCACCAGUCACCCCAGUCAGUCAAUGUCCUAGCCCCUGUCCACAGACAUGUGCUCCUUCUUGCCAACCAUCCUGCUGUCAGCGACCUGUUUCCGCUUCCGUCGCACCAUUAGCUACCCCAGCCGUUCCAGUAACUCAAUGUCCCAGCGGUUGUCCGCAGAAAUGUGCUCCUUCAUGCCAACCGUCCUGUUGUCAGCAGCAUAAUCCCGCACCAAUUCCUCCACCAGUCCCAGUUGCUCAAUGUCCUCAACCCUGCCCGCUGGCAUGUGCGCCUUCGUGUCAACCGUCCUGUUGUCAGCGUUCUGGUUCUUCUCCCAUGAUCCCAGUCGCUCCAGUAUCUUCAUUCACUCCAGUCACUCCUUUGGCUCAAUGUCCCAGCCCUUGUUCACAGUCAUGUGCGCCCUCCUGUGAGUCUUCCUGCUGUCAGCAGUAUGCUCCAGCUCCAGCCAUGCCUCAGCCAGUUUCUCCACCAGUACAACCUUUGAGGAUAACAGUGUCUAACCCUCAAAUCUCCGUCGAGCAACCAUCACAGCAGUGGAACCCACAUUUACUGGUUUACCCCACACGCCCUGCUGGCACGCAAGCAUUGUCUGGUUCCCAGUGCUCUGCGGGUUGUUCUCCAAAUUGUGCACCAAUUUGCUCGCCUACCUGCUGUCAGUUUUAUGACGUUGGCCGUAGAAAAGGAAAUGUUAGAAAAUGGCUCCGGAGGCAAAGUCUACAGGAAGAAAAGCAUUAA